GGUGUAGCUACCGAAAAAUUAGUGUGAAUACCAAUUUCCUUUGGGCAAAUAAAGACUGUCAAAAGCAACAAACAAACAAGGCCUUCUACAGUUAAUAUUUUCGCUAGGGAGAGAAGACCCUUUCUCUCUCUGUGCCUUCAAAAACCCUUGUCAGCGUUUUCUGCAAUCAACCUUGGAACAAGAUGGCGAACAGUAAUCUCCCUAGAAGAAUCAUCAAGGAAACUCAGCGGCUUCUCAGUGAACCAGCACCGGGGAUUAGUGCUUCACCCUCUGAAGACAAUAUGCGAUAUUUCAAUGUGAUGAUUCUUGGCCCAACACAAUCACCAUAUGAAGGAGGAGUUUUCAAGCUGGAAUUAUUCUUGCCUGAAGAAUACCCAAUGGCAGCUCCAAAGGUUCGAUUUCUUACAAAAAUAUACCAUCCUAACAUUGACAAGCUUGGGAGGAUAUGCCUUGAUAUUCUGAAAGACAAAUGGAGUCCUGCUCUCCAGAUUCGAACUGUACUUUUGAGCAUCCAAGCACUUCUUAGUGCUCCAAAUCCUGAUGAUCCGCUUUCCGAAAAUAUUGCUAAGCAUUGGAAGUCAAAUGAGGCUGAAGCGGUUGAAACAGCUAAGGAAUGGACUCAAUUGUACGCAACUGGUGCCUGAUGCGAUAAUUGGAAACUUGCAUGCAAAUAACAUUUACUGCAAUGUAUGUGAUUGACUGUUGAUUUUGGACAGAGAAUUGGAAGAAUUGAUCUCUUUCCACAUGAUUAUUGUUUAUUAUUCUCAAAAAGAAAGCUUCCAGGUACUACUACUACUACUACCUGAUAAAUGUUUUUUUCUUUUGGAGGCCUCGUCUUUGACAUGUAUGAUAACUACAUAGUUCAUCGUUGACCCCUUACUCAAAUGCAGAACUUGCAGAGUAAUCCCAGUCAUGUAGAACUUUGAGUUAUGUUUAUCAUUAGACAUUGUGAAUUUAAAACCCUGAAUGUGGAUAUUAUAUAUGUGGAUAUACUUGUUUA
Molecule: messenger RNA, 1000 nt
Organism: Tripterygium wilfordii
Lineage: Eukaryota; Viridiplantae; Streptophyta; Magnoliopsida; Celastrales; Celastraceae
Product: ubiquitin-conjugating enzyme E2 36-like
Exons: 8
Coding region: 183-644 (153 amino acids)
Biological process (GO): DNA damage tolerance; protein K63-linked ubiquitination
Cellular component (GO): nucleus
Molecular function (GO): ubiquitin conjugating enzyme activity
Source: RefSeq, a predicted model, not a curated record